UUUUGCGCCGCAAUUAAGAAUUUUAAAAUAAUGAAUAUGAAUGAUUGUGACUUUAAGGAUCUCCGCUCAAAGCUCGAUGUAAUGGGUUUUACCCAGACAUUGCCUGUGUUAGCAAUACCUUUGGUUGGUGCUAUCUUUGGCGAUUUAAUAAAAACAACAGAAUGCCUUCGUGAUACAAAAAGACAAGUGGCAGAUCUCUUGGAAGAGAGAAACUGCUGGGAGCUCGGAGUUGAGCCGUACAAAUGCGACAACUCGCGUUUACUGGCCGAGUGCAAUGAGCUGCACUUACAGUUUCUGAAAGACCGAGAAGAUUACGAGUUGCGACUUUGUGAGAUGGAGCGACGAAUACGCAGUCUGCAGACGGACAGGGAACACUUGCAGAGCCACAAUGCUCAGCUGCAGGGCCAACUGGACGCAUUUUUAUCCAAACAGUUGAUGACAGCGGCGACUGCCAAGCGAACGCAUCCAGGAUCCUUUCAGCAGACUAAAAAGCCAUUUAUAUCCACUGUUCGCUCUGGAGAAGUAUUGCCAGCCGUGAUGAGUGCUGCUUCACACUCAUCCUUAAAGUGCACCAAGUGUAGUGCCGGAAUUGUUCAAAAGACAUCAUCUACCACUAAAGACGGCAUCGCAAUAACGCACAUCAAUGGAUCAGAAGAGAUUGAUAGGCUUCAAAAUGAUUUGACUAGUGCCAGUGAACAGUUGGAGUUCUAUAAGCGCAAGGUAGAAUCGCGGAACCGAGAGAUACGACGAUUAAACGACCUGCUCGCUGGUGGUCGUCCGCCGGCAGCGUUGGCUAAGGAUUGCUGUUACAAGGAUGUAGGCACUCUUUCACAGGACAUUGAUCUGCUUCAGCGCGAGAAGAGCGAGUUGAUGGCUCAGGUUCGCGAGUAUCAGGCCAAAAUGCACGAUGCCAUGCAGCAUGCUUUGCGGAUAGAAGACGACAAACGGAAAUUGCAAUCGAACCUGGACGAACUGAAGGAAGCCGCAUUGCAGGUGGAGCAACAAGCCAAUUGUGAAAUAGAUGCUCGUGAACUUGAGCUGCGACAGAUGCAAGCCGAGCUCAAGCAAUUGCAAAAGAUUAACGAUCAACGAGCCAAGGGACAACGUCUUACUGGCGGAUUCGACGCGUCCACUGAUCAAAGUCAGAAUGAUAAACGCAAGUUAAAUGAAAGGCUAAAUGUCCUGACGCGCCGUGAGGAAGAGUUGCAGACGAUUAACGACAAGCAGAAGAGGAAGCUUCUUAAAAUGCAAGACAAACUGCUGGAGCUGGAAAAGGAGCUGCGGGAGCAUAAUAACACUGCCACCCUGGACGAGGAGAAGAUUCGUUUAAGGUCUGAGCGGGACUUCUUCCAAAAGGAGUAUCUGCGUCUCAUGAGCAAAUCUGGGUCGGACAACGAGAUUGCAUUUCUGCAUGCCCAAAUCAAGUCAAAGGAUGAAGAUCUGCGCGCCUUGCGCUCUGAAUUAUGCAUAGUGUCCACUACUAAGCUGCACUUAUCACCUAGAAAGGGAGAUCAGUGCGAUAGCUUCCCACAACUUACGGCCAGCAGCUCCAAUGGCAGUAGUAAUCGGAGCGAGUGUGUACAGGCUGCAAUCGGGCGCGUGGAGCGUGAACGCGACUGUGCCCGCUCUGAACUCGAACGCAUCCGCUGCGAGAGAGAUACACUUCGCGAGAAGCAGCUAAGCAGCGUACAAUUGCACGCCGAGGAGCUACAGACACUGCGAUUGCGUAAUGAAGAGUUGCAGAAUCACAUACGCCGACUUGAGCUCGAUAACCGGGAGUUAAACUCGGCACGUGUUCCCGCUGAAACCCACAAUGUGUUCCUGAAGGAAGAUGUGGCACAACUCAAACAACGUAUAGGAUCACUACAAACAGAGAUUGAGAAUCUGCGACGGGAGAAUGGACAAAUUACAUUGAUCAACGAGCAGAAUGAACGGAUUAUAGCUGAUUAUCAAAGCAAGCUCCUCAUUGCCGAGCGUCAACGACAAAAGGCAGAUGUGCUCGUCAGCAGUCUGGACUCCAGUCGCGAAACCAAUCGCAAUGAGGUUACACAAUUGCGCACAGAAAUUGCAUCGCUGCGCCAGACCUAUAUUGCCCUGGAGCAUGAAAAGGAUUCGCUUCUGAACCAAUUGGAUAACAAAACGGAGCGGCUUUUUAAAUUGGAGUUUGAAAUUAAAGAUUGUAAGCAAAGACGGAAUACACUGGAGCAAACGGUUAAAGACCUGGAGUCACAAGUUGAUAAAUUAACCUCAAGAACUCGUCAACGCGACUCUGAAUUGAAUGAGACAUCAGCGGAAAGUAAAACUCUACGGCAGCAGAUUGUGGCACUUAAAGCGAGUCGCGAUGAGGCAAUUGCGGAAAAUGGACGCCUCACGGACAGAUUAAGCGACGCACAGGUGGAAUCCAAAACACUGCAUAAGAAGCUCAAGGAUUGCGAGCAGCAGGUGGCCAAUAUGAAACAGCAAUUGCACAAAUACGUUGCAGAGGUGAAAAAGGCCGAAGAUUUGCUAAUGACUAAGGUGUACUUUGUUUUAAAGGAAAAAGAGCGUGAGGAAUUGCUGGAUCACUAUCACAGUCUGACACAAGAUCAAGUCGUCUUGGAGGGAAAUAAUCAGAGUCUGGAGUGCGAGGCGACGGAGUUCAAGCGUCAAAUUUGCGAGCUGGAAUAUGAGGUGCACUCACUGAAGGAUCAGCUGUAUAGCCGGCAGUGCACAAUUGACAAACUUAAUACGCAGUUGACAGCCGCUAGUGCUUCUAUUCGAUGCUUGGAGAGGGAGCUUGAGAAUGCACGUGAGCAGAAGAUUGAGCUUGAAGUGCACAAAGAGCUCUGUGACAAACUGGACGUUGAAAAAGAUAAACUCAAUGCAGAGCUAAAUGAACUAAAUGAAAUACACAAGAAGCUAAAACAAGAAUGCGAAAAGCUGCGCAACGAACUGCAGCAAAAGUCCAUGCUAAAUCAUGUUACCACCGAAACAACCGGGCAAAUGUUGGAGCGGAUACGCGGCGAACAGCUGAGACAAGAUGACGCUGAAGUAAAAGCCAAAAAUGAGAUGGAACGAUUACGUCAGCUGCAUGAGGCAACUCUGAGAGAGCUGCAAGAGGAGCGGGAGCGUUGUAACACGCAGGAACGUCUUGCCACUGAAUUCGAGAAACAGGCACGAGAGUUGCGACAGAACCUAACCGAGGAUCGCUUUUGUCAGGCGCGCUCCAGGGAAAUAAGUCCCAAGAUUCCGCCAAAAACGCUGUGAACUAGAUCAUGGCUUCAGACUUGUAUAAAAUGUCAUUUAUUUUGUACUGUGUACAUUGCACUGCCUAAGCUUGUUUUGCAUUUAUGGAAUUUAAUAUUCUACAUAUUUACCUAUUGUAUUUUUCUACUCAAAUAUAUAUUUUAUUUUCGA
Drosophila innubila is the source of this 3396-nucleotide messenger RNA. It is a transcript of the gene Cep135, whose product is annotated as centrosomal protein of 135 kDa. Bases 31 to 3246 code for a protein of 1071 amino acids. The record is from RefSeq and is a predicted model, not a curated record. The transcript has 12 exons. Lineage: Eukaryota; Metazoa; Arthropoda; Insecta; Diptera; Drosophilidae.